CGUUAAUGACCUUGGCACAAAAAGUGGCAAUGUGCUAAUAAAAUUUGCCAAUGAUACAAAGUUGGGAGGCAUUGCCAAUAUGGAAGAGGACCAGAAUAUAAUUAAGAUGAUCUGGACGACCUUGUAAACUGAAAUAAUAGAAAUGGAAUGAUAUUUAAUAGUGCAAAAUGAAAGGUCAUGCAUUUAGGGACUAACAAAAAGAAUUUUUUCCUAUAAGCUGGGGAUAUAUCAGUUGGAAAUGACAGUGGAGGAGAAAGACCUGGGCGUAUUGGUUGAUCACAGGAUGACUAUGAACCAUCAGUGUGAUAUGGCUGUGAAAAAGGCUAAUGCGGUCUUGGGAUGCAUCAGGCGAGUUAUAAGGAAAAUGAAGGUUUCCUCCUUCCCUCAUGGCCCUGUAAUGAGCUCCUCUCUGCCUGGCUACAUCAUGUUCUUCGUUAUUCUGUCCGUUCACAAAGUGGACUCAGCUCAAUUUAAAGUGAUUGGACCUGACCACCCUGUCAUGGCCACUGCAGGUGAGGACAUUGUGUUACCCUGUCACCUCAGCCCCAGGGUAAGCGCUGAGAACAUGGAGGUGAGGUGGUACCGGUCCCAGUUCUAUUCACUUGUGCACCUUUAUCGUGAUGGGGACAAUCGGAAUGAAAGGCAGAUGCCAGAAUAUCAGGGAAGGACAGAAUUUCUAAGAGAUGACAUUGCUAAUGGAAGCGUUGCCUUGAGAAUACGCCACGUCAGACCCUCUGAUGAAGGACAGUACAGGUGCUUUUUUCGAUCAAGUGUUUUUCAUGAAGAAUUCCUGUUGGAACUGAAAGUAGCAGGUUGUCCCCACCCCCUCCUCACCCCAGACCUCUUUAGAGUUAACAGGCUACAACUUCCCAGGUGGCCAUGGAUCACACAUGAGAAACCUGCUGUUCGUCUCAAUAUUUUUAUGCACUGGGCAGUGUGUGUGUGUCUGGGCUCUGCUCCUCUCAUCUCUGUUGAGGGUUAUCAGGAUGGAGGGAUUCAAAUGGUGUGUCGAUCAGCUGGGUGGUACCCAGAGCCCGAGGUGCUGUGGAGAGAUCCCAGUGGACAGGCUUUAACAUCAUUGUCAGAAACAAAACCCCAAGGGGCUAACGGCCUGUUUGAGACACAGAGUUCUAUCAUUAUAACAGAGACGUCUAACCAGAGCCUGUCCUGUCACAUCAGAAACGCCCUCCUCAACCAAGAAAAGGAGUCGACAGUUUAUAUAGCAGAUCCUUUUUUUCCAAGGGUGUCUCCCUGGAUGGUGGCUCUGUACGUGUUCCUGGUUAUUUCCUUUGUUUUGAUAGGCGUUGCUGCUUUUCUCUUCAAGUUAAGAGGAAACCUUCAUGCAAAAAUUGGGAAGAUCCAGGCUGAAAAAUCCUGUAUACCUGGAAAGUUACUGGCACAAACAUGGAGUCAGGGAUCACAUGUCUUCUGUGCCCCGCUGAGUCACUGGGCCUCCAUUGUCCAUAUGCUCUCUGCAAUAUCCUCUGGAGAUGCCCACUGGAAGAGUUCAUUCUCCUUAAUGACCCAUCAACCACGGCUGGCUGGUCUUGAUGUAAAUCUGUCAUGUGGGUGCCUCCACCCUGAUGGAAUCCUCUGCCUGAUGUCUAGAGUAUAGUUACAGGACAGUAUUCUCCUGGGACCAGCUGGGGCCCUCAUCAGUAUCCCCUAGCUGGUAAUCAGACCCAGGCAUUUGAUACUGCUCAGUGGGUCUGAUGAUUCCCAGGACUGCCUACUGGGUUUCUCCCAGGAAUAGGGCUGUCUGGUCCCAGGCCCCUCUGGCCCUUAAAGGGUCAGUCUGGCCUGUUACAAAGAGGAUGUGUCCCCAGGAUGAUGGGGAUGGAAAGAGCUUUUUGUAGCUGCUGGCUGUCCAUGUUGGCUUCCUUUCCUGUUGAAUGUUCUUUUUCAUUGCUUCAAGGAUGUCAGGUUUUUAUAUUAGUUAAAAUUAGAGCUUCUGUAUUGAUGUCUUUAUCCAACAAUAAGUAAAUAGAAGUACAAAGCUAAGUUUAUUAAUCUUUAUGGGAAGGAGAGCAGAUUGGAUAAAGAUUCAGUUACAGAAUCAAAUGAAUAUUAAAUGAUGAUAUAAUCUGAUUCAAAAAAGCACUGAUAUUCUUUAAAGUUAAGUGCAUGUGCAUUCCCAUUGACUUCGAUGUGCCUAGACCGAAGCAUGUGUCUAAAUGCUUUUCUGAAUUGACACCAUUGAUACUACAGGCCUGUGACACAAAAGACAAAAAACCUAAUCCUGUCCUACUUUUAUUUUCAAAAGCACCCAUUGCUUUGCUCUGAUUGAAUGGGAGUUUCACCACUGACUAACUUCAGCAGGAGCAGAGCUAGGGCAACCCUACUCAUAAUCUUUAUAGUAAAGACAGAAGAACAGCUAAAGAUUCAGGUACAGAGCCAAAUAAAUAUUAAAGGCUUAAGUCAUGUUAGCCAACUAUUAGCAUUGUAGGAGCUGAUCCUGCAGUCUCUGCACACUGUAUACUGCUAGUGAAGCCAACAGGAGUUUAGGGUAUGUGAAAAAGAAGAUUUGGUGUGAAUCCUACAGGUAAUUCAGAACUGUAAAUGUC
Dermochelys coriacea (leatherback sea turtle) is the source of this 2564-nucleotide messenger RNA. Its product is annotated as butyrophilin subfamily 2 member A2-like. The record is from RefSeq and is a predicted model, not a curated record. NCBI's taxonomy places the organism in Eukaryota, Metazoa, Chordata, Testudines, Dermochelyidae. Gene Ontology annotation, cellular component: external side of plasma membrane. Gene Ontology annotation, molecular function: signaling receptor binding. The transcript has 9 exons. Bases 239 to 1615 code for a protein of 458 amino acids. Gene Ontology annotation, biological process: T cell receptor signaling pathway; regulation of cytokine production.